Molecule: messenger RNA, 2071 nt
Organism: Mytilus californianus (California mussel)
Lineage: Eukaryota; Metazoa; Mollusca; Bivalvia; Mytilida; Mytilidae
Product: somatostatin receptor type 5-like
Exons: 1
Coding region: 845-1909 (354 amino acids)
Biological process (GO): G protein-coupled receptor signaling pathway
Cellular component (GO): plasma membrane
Molecular function (GO): G protein-coupled receptor activity
Source: RefSeq, a predicted model, not a curated record
GUGCUGCUAGUGGAUAACAGCUGUAAACCUUGUCUAUAGAUAGAGUAUUAAACAAUACUAGCUGGGAUAUGCAGAAUUUAUCAUUGCUUAGAAUGUUUCCCGAUGAUGUUGGAUCAGAGGAUUAAUUGAUCGAGAGAUAUCCGACAAUAAAUUGAAAGGCAGUUAAUGAUAUGGGGAGAUACCAAUAAGAUAAUUUAACGUUAAGUGAUCGGAUAUUAAAUUAAUUAUAUGUCAUUAUUCUGACAAAUGAAACUCAUUCCUUUAUGAACAAGAAUCUACUAUAUAAACGUCACAAGUAACUCAAGUCAACAUAUAUGAUUUAAAACGUCAGAAGAAAAGAACGUUGUGAUAUCGUUUUUGCGUUCACUUUUUUCGAAUAUUCGAUGAAUUUCAAGUCUGUGUCCGACUCGUUUUUUAUAAAAAAACAAAUAGUUGACAAAAACUUACAAUUGAUUAGAACCAAUCAGAUAUAAAUAUAUUGGAACUUGUGAAUAAAUGUAAAUUUAGUAAAUCUUAAAAGAGAAAAUAGUUUAGAAUAUUCUCACACAGGUAAGGAGUUUGCUUUCAGUUUCAAUCGAAUAUGCACAAUAUAUAAACAUAAUAAGGAUUUAUUUUGAUGCAGAUCAUGCAUGUUGUGUUUACAUGACAUUAGUUAAUUAAUUAUUUUCAAAUUAAAUUGUGUUGAAUAAUUCAAGAGAAUAAAGGAAACGGCAUUGCCUGAAAUACAUUAGAUUAUAACAAUACCAAAUAACCACGUCGAAUUGAGAAUAUUAGUUUCCGUAAAUUGUUUUAGUGUGACUAAACGAGCCGACAUAUUGUGUUGGAUACAUCCUCUUACAUAGAAAUGGCAAAUAUUUCCGGAAAUGAAACCUCUAAUAACAGUUAUCUCUUCCCUGAUUAUAUUCCUAAUUCUAGGCAGCAAGGCAGUGAGGUUCAAGAAAAGUACAUUCUUCCACUUUUCCUCUUAGUUGGAACCUUUGCUAAUGUUAGCACUCUGAUUAUAUUUUGCAGGGGAAAACAAACGCGAAUAUCAGUAAGUAUUUACAUGAGUGCGUAUUGUAUCGGAAACCUCACAACAUUAUUUUUUCUGUAUGGCAUGCAUCUCCUUACAACUGUUAGUGCUUUUCCUGAAUUGUCAAACUUGAAUAGCUCUGUUUGCUCGAUACUAGCUUUUAUACAUAAAGUGGUCCAGUAUAGCUCAGUAUGGUUUGUAGUUGGAAUGACUAUAGAUAGAUACAUUGCAGUAUGUCAUCCUUCAAGUGCUUUAACAAUGUGUACGGUCUUCAUGGCGAAGGUUGCAGUGGGUAUUAUCUUGAUUGGUUUAGUUGUGACCAGUGUACAUGCUAUGUGGGUUUAUGAUAUAAAUCAUAAAACUGGUAUAUGUGACAUGUUUGCACCGGAAGGUAAUCUCCAAAUCGUACAUCUGAAAAUUUGGAACAUUCUGUCAGCAGCAGCAUAUGUAUACUUGCCCCUUAUCAUUUUACUGAUUCUCAACACACUGCUAACAUGUGGAUUGUGUUUUCAACAUAGUUCGUCAUCAACAUCAACACAGGAUAACGGUUCAACAGAAUAUACCAAUGCUGUCGUAGCAAUAUCAAUGCUUUAUUUUGCUUUAGUUUUACCAGUCACAUUGUACAAUAUCGUAAUGAUAUCUUCCGGUAUACAAAUGACUGCCGAUAUGUACAAUACAUUAGUGAUAUUUGACCAUAUGCAAGGCAUAAACUUAGUAAACGUGUUCUUUGUUUGUGUCUUAUUCUCACGUUCGUUUCGACAAGAAAUUCAAAAUAUAUAUAGACUUAUUAGAGAGAAACGUAAGCAAACGUUAGAAAUGAAUAGAUUAUCAAAUAAAGCCUUAAUAACAAACGAAACUACCACUACCACCGUGAACGAGGAGGAUACAUUAAUAUAAAAAACAAGAUGGGAAACAAGUAACUCUUUCGGAACACAUGAGAUUACUUCAGAACACUGAACACAGUAGGAUAAUUGAUAGUUGGAAACAACAAGAAAAACGUGAAACUUGUAUAUGUUUCAUAUGUGAGAAUGUAUGCCUUUCAAUAAAAUGAUUAAUUAA